AUGGCUACCCGCAGCGGGAAGGAGCCGCUGGACCCAGUGCGGCUGAACCAGCUCCUGUGCGAGCGGGUGCGGAAGGAACUGCAGUGCCAGAGGCUGUACACGGAGUUCCGCGUGAACCCGCUCCACGGCGUUCACGCAGUCACCAGGAAGCCUAUGUCUUGGCACGAGAAUAUAGAAGAGUCAGCAGAUGCCAAGUUUCUGAAACUUAUUAACCAUGCAGCACUGGAGCCAACAAAGAAAUAUUCAGAACCACAAACAGAAAGCCAAGAAAUUGGCUGGAACACCACACCUUUGAUACAUAUGGAUCGUACUGACCGCAGACUCUACUUCCCACGCAGGAGAACCGAUAUCUCUAAAUAAAUGGCUAACAUGAGGCACAGUGAGGAGCAGUGUGAGAACCUGCAGUAGAGGAGUGGCAAAGCCAGUCAAAAGCAGUUAAUGAGAUUUAAUGUGUUAGGCUCUUCUUGUUAUUAGGGGAGUCUGGUAGAUUUCUGACAAAGUAAGGGGAAGA
Molecule: messenger RNA, 511 nt
Organism: Dryobates pubescens (Downy woodpecker)
Lineage: Eukaryota; Metazoa; Chordata; Aves; Piciformes; Picidae
Gene: CFAP144
Product: cilia and flagella associated protein 144
Exons: 4
Coding region: 1-360 (119 amino acids)
Cellular component (GO): ciliary base
Source: RefSeq, a predicted model, not a curated record